Messenger RNA from Diutina rugosa, 1854 nucleotides. RefSeq lists its product as uncharacterized. The transcript has a single exon. The record is from RefSeq and is a predicted model, not a curated record. The coding region runs from base 1 to 1854 and encodes 617 amino acids. Lineage: Eukaryota; Fungi; Ascomycota; Pichiomycetes; Serinales; Debaryomycetaceae. Gene Ontology annotation, biological process: magnesium ion homeostasis. Gene Ontology annotation, cellular component: intracellular membrane-bounded organelle.
AUGAUACGAUAUGCCCGGACUACUGCUAUCGGCUCGCAACUUUUCCGUCUCGCGGUUGCGCUCCCGCUCGCCCUGAUGGGACGUCGAGAUACCGCCGCCUCGCCAGCGCUGAAACACGAGCCCAUGACGAGCGAGGAGUAUUGGACGAAUUUGCUUGUAUCAGCUGUCCUCGUCCUCAUGGGCGGGGUUUUCGCCGGCCUCACUUUAGGCCUCAUGGGCCAGGACGAAGUCUACCUCAAGGUGCUCGCUACCCUGGGCGACAAACAGGAGCGACGCGAUCUGCGUAAGGUGCUCCGCCUCAUUGGCCGCGGCAAGCACUGGGUGCUUGUGACGCUUUUGCUUUCCAACGUGAUCACUAAUGAAACCCUCCCCAUUGUCCUUGACCGUGUCCUCGGCGGGGGCUGGCCCGCCGUGGUGGCGCUGACGGCGCUGAUCGUCGUGUUUGGCGAGAUUAUCCCCCAGCUGAUCUGUGUGCGCUAUGGCUUACAAGUGGGUGCCUUCUGUGCCCCGUUUGUGCUUAUGCUCAUGUACGUGAUGUACCCGAUUGCCUACCCCUGUGCCCUUCUUUUAGACUAUAUCCUCGGUGAGGAUCACGGUACCGUCUACAAGAAGCUGGGUCUUAAAACGCUUGUCACUCUCCAUCGCACCAUGGGUGUCGAACGGCUUAAUCAGGACGAAGUCACCAUCAUCUCCGCCGUUUUGGACUUAAAGGAGAAACCAGUGCUGGAAAUUAUGACGCCGAUGAACCGCGUGUUCACCAUGAGCUCAGAUACCGUGUUGGACCAGGCCACCGUCGAGGAAAUCUUUAAUGCCGGUUUUUCGCGAAUCCCUAUCCACUUGCCUAACGAACCGCUUAAUUUUGUCGGUAUGCUCCUAGUGAGGGUGCUCAUUUCCUACGACCCCGAAGAUGCGUUGCCAGUACUGCUGUUCCCCCUCGCUACGCUUCCGGAAACCGGUCUCACUACGCUGUGUCUUAAUAUCUUAAACUACUUCCAAGAGGGUAAGUCGCACAUGAUCGUGGUGUCGGAAAAGCCCGGCGAGCCCACCGGCGCCGUCGGUGUGUUAACGCUUGAAGAUGUCAUCGAAGAACUUAUUGGCGAAGAGAUUGUCGACGAACUGGACGUCUACAUCGAUAUCAACCGCAACAUCAAGCGCAAGCAUCCCGGUCCGUUGCUGAAGCGCAACUUGUCGUCGUACUUACACAUGUUGUACAAGACGCUGGCGGUUACCCUGAAGCGCAAUUCCAUCGACGGGGUGCUGUCGCCGCAGGCCACUCCUCAACCACCUCAGGAUGGCAUGUUUAUGCCACGCAACUUAGCCGCUCACCCGUUGGACGUUAACAAGCUGUUUGUCACCAUUAAGCGCCCUGGUGUGUUGCCGGGCCCUGCUGACGCCAAGCACGACCCUCAACACGAUGUGUUUGUGCUGGAAGACGGCGCUCUCGAACAAGCGGCGGAAAACACGCUUCAGAACCAUACUCCGGCCAACCAUAACGGCAGCCGGACUCUGAACGAGUACUACUGUGGUCAGGACCACGCCAGUGGCAACGGCAUCCCCAUCACCGGUAGUUCCAACUACAACCAAGAACAUACGGAGGCACGCCUGUAUCGCACUGGUGGCAUUGUUGAGCUGGUCGUGAACGUCGACGGUGUCCACAAGAUCAUCAUCGAGAACGUGUCGGAUAAUGAACCCGAAUUACCCCCCUCCGACGAGAUCCCAGCGUCGCCCGAAGUGACCCGGCAAGCGAAGCGUAAACUGAAGAAGAAGCGGCUGAAGAAGAAGAAGCUGAAAGCGGCAAAUGAAGAGGAAGUUCACGAAUUGUUGAACGAGUCCGGAGACAAUGGCGAUAACUGA